UGUUGUGGUGGAUGUUGGGUGUCGCUUCGCUCAGGCGGAGUCAGUCGCACGCUUGAGCGCGUACAAUACGGAGUGCACCAGUGAAACAGUUCAGUGCGAGAAGUGAAGUGUUUGUGAAUUUACUUUUGAGAACGCGAGCUGUUAAUCAGCAAAAUGUUGAACCCAUUUAUGGAUAGCGGCCACAUGGGUUCGCUCAUGGGCCACAAGCUCAGUCCGCCGACCCACCACAUGGGCGCGGAGAGCAUCGCCCACACGCAGGGCAACCAGUAUAACAACGGGUACGGCAUGUCCCACCACACCAUGCACCACGGCCACAUGGGAACGUACCCGAGAGAACUUUUCCUGCGGAGAGACCACAUGACGUCGCUAGGGACGCUCGGCACGCACGAGCUGGCCAACAACCAGCACCACACGAUGUUCGGGGCGACGCUGGGCGGCCACGACCCGUCCACGAUGAUGUUCCCCGGCCUGCAUGACGCCCACCACGGUCACAUGAACAACAUGAACCGCCUGGCCGGCAUGGACUGGUCGCACCAGCAGAUGGGCUCGCAGGUGUACCACGGCAUGAACCACAUGAACAUGAACCCCAUGGCGGCGGCCCACGCGCCCGGCGCCUUCUUCAGGUACAUGAGACAGCCCAUCAAGCAGGAGCUGUCGUGCCUGUGGGUGGACCAGGACCAGCCCAACCCCAAGAAGCCGUGCAACAAGACCUUCACCAGCAUGCACGAGAUCGUGACGCACAUCACGGUGGAGCACGUGGGCGGCCCCGAGUGCACGAACCACGCGUGCUACUGGCAGAGCUGUCCGCGGAACGGCCGCUCCUUCAAAGCCAAGUACAAGCUGGUGAACCACAUACGGGUGCACACGGGCGAGAAGCCCUUCCCAUGCCCCUUCCCCGGGUGCGGCAAGGUCUUCGCGCGCUCCGAAAACCUCAAGAUCCACAAAAGAACUCACACGGGAGAGAAGCCGUUCAAGUGCGAGUACGAGGGCUGCGACCGGAGAUUCGCCAACUCGUCGGACCGCAAGAAGCACUCGCACGUGCACACGUCCGACAAGCCGUACAACUGCAAGGUGCGCGGCUGCGACAAGUCCUACACGCACCCGUCCUCGCUCAGGAAGCACAUGAAGGUGCACGGCAAGUCGCCGCCGCCUUCGGGCUCGGGCUACGAGAGCGACGACUCCACCACCACCAACGGCACGUCCACGUCGUCGUCGCUCGUGUCGUCGUCCAACGCGGGCCAGACGUCGCUGGGCUCGGGGCUCGGCGGCGGCGCGGGCGGCGGCGGCGGCGCGGGUGGAGGCGGCGCGGGCGGCGGCGGCGGCGGCGGCAGCCACUCCACCAACCUGAGCGAGUGGUACGUGUGCCAGAGCGCCGCAGGAAUGCCCACGCCGCCCAGCAACGAGCACAGCCCCGUGGGCGGCCUCACGCACGUGCUGCCGCCCUCGUCGACGGCCUACUAGCAUUGGGCGCGUGGCGGCGGCCCCCCCGCGCCCCCCCUCACCACCUGACGUGCCCUCCUCCGUCUGCCUCCCGCCAGGGACGCGCCAGGAGGAGUACCCACCAUCCCUACUCUCGUCCUCAGUGAUGUACAUAGCGUGUAC
Molecule: messenger RNA, 1602 nt
Organism: Penaeus chinensis
Lineage: Eukaryota; Metazoa; Arthropoda; Malacostraca; Decapoda; Penaeidae
Product: zinc finger protein ZIC 4-like
Exons: 2
Coding region: 154-1461 (435 amino acids)
Biological process (GO): central nervous system development; regulation of transcription by RNA polymerase II
Cellular component (GO): nucleus
Molecular function (GO): RNA polymerase II cis-regulatory region sequence-specific DNA binding; DNA-binding transcription factor activity, RNA polymerase II-specific
Source: RefSeq, a predicted model, not a curated record